Molecule: messenger RNA, 7756 nt
Organism: Schistocerca gregaria
Lineage: Eukaryota; Metazoa; Arthropoda; Insecta; Orthoptera; Acrididae
Product: probable methyltransferase-like protein 25
Exons: 5
Coding region: 445-2256 (603 amino acids)
Source: RefSeq, a predicted model, not a curated record
UCAUGAAACCUGUAGAAAUUAUUUGUGCAGUAAAUUAUUUCAAAAUAAAUUAAAAACCAAUGAAACAUGCGUCAAAUUAAAGAGGGAACUCCAAACAACAGUCUUCAAAAAUAAAUAAGUAAAAAUUGACAUUUUAUACUCAUACCACAUUUUGUACUCCCCUUAAACCCAACGAAUUUUAAAGAAGAUCCAGAUGUGCUGUUUUUAGUUUGGUCAUGUGUUCCAGGAAUAUUAUGAGUGCUAGGAUAUCCAAGAAUCCUGCAUUGCCGAAGACAUUAUGACAAAAAUGUACAGUGUAACUCAGAUACAAUUUGUGUGUGUAUUAUUAUGACUGUUAUACAAAGUGCUCAAAAUGUUGACCUUGAGCAUUGAUACAUGCUAUAAAGUGAGUCCAGACAGACAAUACUGCACAAUGGAUUUAAUCUGGAUGUAUCACAGCACAGAAUGUUACCUGAAAAUUAUGUCACUUUCGAAGCAUACUUUCGGGAUGCACUUGCCUUCCUGAAGGAAUAUGACUGGCUUUAUUCAUGUCCAGUAACAGAAAUUUUGAUUAAUGAUAUUCUGAACAAAAUACCCUCUGAAUGGUGUGAAGCACUUUUAACUCUUUCAAAUGAAGAAUUAAAUCAGCUCCCUACAGGUUAUAUUAAGGAUGACUGGCCAGAGUCACUAAAAUAUUUCUGCAAAAUGUGCCAAAAACUAAAGUCGGAAGUUAAAACAUAUGUUUUAAAGGAAGAGUUAUAUUGCAUUCCUUCUAUUAUAUGCCAUCGAUUAUCUGAGAAAAAGCUCCAUGAAAUAUGUCAUUUGGCUCAAGUUAUUCAUGACGAGUGUCAAUCAGGUGGCAUUAGAAGAAUCGUUGAUUUUGGAUCUGGAAUGGGAUAUGUUGGCCAGUUACUUCAUGCAAAAUAUGGAUACACUGUGCUGGGUUUAGAAGCUAGGCCUGAACUGGUUGAGGCAGCUGCCAGACGUCAAACAAAAAUUUGCUCAGCUGCACAAGUAGUUUACACCACAGUUGAAGUAAAUUCAGAUACUGAAGGGAACAUUGCACAAAUAAUUGAAGAUAAGAUGCCCCCUGAUUGUUUGCACCAGUGUCAUUCUGACUGGCCUGGGGGUGAUAUCAUAUAUAAUCUGAAGUCUGCCAAGAAAAACAAAAAUUCUAGUGAAAAGAGCAAAAUGGGCAUUAUUUCUAAAGGACGGAGUGGAAGUAAAGGAUUAAUUAAAAUCACAGAAUCUAGAACAACUGAUCAUUGUUGUGAAAUGAACUGUUGUCCCUCAAAGGAUAAGACCAAAUAUGACAACAUAGGACACAUCAAUGUAAAUACCGCAAAUGAUGGAAAAGUUUAUUCACAAGAAACUGAAAGUAAUGUGACCUCACUGUGUGCUGAUAACACAGCAAAGGUAUCCACUAAACCAGAUAGUGGAAGAACUAUAAAAAGAGAGGCUCAAGACUCUGUCUGUCUGAUUGGGCUUCAUGCAUGUGCUGACCUCAGUGCAAAUGCAGCAAAGAUAUUUGCUAUGGUCCCUACAAUCAGACGUUUGAUAAUUGUUCCAUGUUGUUAUCAUAAGAUGUCAGCAACAACCUCUUCAGAAAGAGAAGAUAUAUAUCACCGACCAAACUUGGCUCUGACCGACAACUUCAAAAGACCUAGUGUACAAAGUACAAAGCAAGAGAAAAUUAAUUUUUUUCCAAUGAGCAGUACUUUAAAACAGUGCAUUAAAGAAUUUCCUUCCAAAUUUCAUGUUGUCUUGCAGAAACCUUUCUUGAGACUUGCAGCUCAAGAGACAGGGAUUAGAUGGAAGUCAGCUUCAAAAGAAGUUCAUGACAUCCAUGCCUUAAAUCUAAUGGCUCGAGCAGUAUUAUACCUAUGUGCUUACGAAGGUGGAUAUAAUGUUCUAAAGAAACAUCGACAUGGAGUUAGAAAAACUGAAAACUCCAAAUUUGGUGCAGUGCUGGAUGAUAUGGUAUCACGCUACACAUUUACUGCUGCCAGUUCAGGAACGGAGGUAGCAAAUGAGGAAGUUCGGCAGAAAAUAUUAGUACUAUGGGACCGACACAAGAAUUUAUGCAGUUUAGCUGAAGUAUUCACUGCACUGCAGCUUACAAUUCAGGGGACUGCUGAGAGUUUUGUUUUGUUGGAUAAAAUUGCUUACCUGAAGGAGACAACGAGCUACCAUGUGUCGUGUGAUCUGACAAAAGUGAUGAAUGAACAAAUCUCACCUAGAUGCCAUACUAUAAUAGCAAGGAAAGAGAGUCUCUAGUAACAUCUGUCAGUUUAGAUUUCUGUAAUUGCAAAUCAAGCGUGUUGCUAUGCAUGACUGGUCGAAACAAUUUUGUCGAAAGACAAUAUUUGUUCUGCUCGCGGACAGUUGAAGCAAAAUCCGGUAAAUGUAAACUGUGCUUUGCUUCUGAGAGACUUGAAGGGAGUAUAAGAAUGUAGGACAUCAUUGUCAAUGAUAAUAAGAGAGGCUUUCCUGCAAGAAGAAAGACUUGUAGGCAAGCUCUUGCCACCACAACCCACAAUAGAUGAAAUUAGUGGUUUUCACAACAACAUUAACUCCUGAUUAUUGCUCUAUUUGAGCCAGCUUUGUCAGGGAGAAGGAACUUCAAGACAGAGGCAAAAAGGAAGAACACUAUUUUGAAGAAGUAUACCACAAUGGAAAAAGAUGGCCAAACAGUAUUUGUAUAUGCUGCAACAUUUCACUAUGCAGUAAUGAAGGAGGAAAAUUGAAAUGUAGUUGAUGUUGUAUUGGUGUACAACAGGAGCAGCCAAUAACAAAGCUCUCCAUAGGUGAUGUACUCUAUUCUACACAGGUUUAGCUACACAAUUUGUGUGUAUCAUGAUUCAUUACCAAGCACAACAAAAUGAAAAGACUGCUUUUUAUACUUGGCUUGAAACAAGACCAAAAGGAUGCAAACAAGUUGCCUCUGCUGGAAAUUUUGAGGCAUUCCAGCCAGAAAAUGGUCCAAAUAAAAUUCCAGUUAGAAUAAAAAUACAGUAAUGAUGUGCUCACUAAUGGCCUUCAUGGAUGAAAGCAGACAAUUUAAUAAGAUGGUACAUUAUUUCCUAAGUCAUGGUCGUGACUAUAAUCCUGACCAAGUGUUUGGUAGGAUGAAUAAAGACUACCAGAAAAAGAAAGAUAUUCUCUCAACAACUGAAUACUAUAAAGUUGUGGAACAACAUGGCAGUGUCAAGAUACUGGGAAGCAAAGGAUUUUGAGCCCAGUACACUUGAAGCCCUACAAUCUAAGAUCCCUUUCAAAAUAACUGCUGAGCAAGUUGUGGCUUAUGAAAAGUCGAAGAACAUAUUGUUGUCAGUAUUGGACAUUUAUAAUGGAAAAUCUGUAGAGGUUUAGGUACAGAAAUCCAGAAACCUCAGCCAAGAAAUGAGGAAAGUAAAAAAGUAGUAUGUCUCUAAUUUUAUAAGGCAUUUUAAUAUAACUGAAGGAGCUGAAGAGUUUUAUAAGGACAUUGUUGAAAGUGGUGGGUGGAUUUCCAUUUUAGUACUGUUGUAGCCAGUAUUUUUUGUUGCAUUUCAACAGUGUUUGUUGCUGUUUUGCACUUCUCCUUACCAAACAUUUAUGAAAAAGUGUGAUAAAAUCUUAUAAUGAAGUACGUUUUGUGUUUCUAUGCUAAAUGGACUAUAAAAUAGCUUUCUUUGUAAUUAAUGUUAAAGAUAAAAAUGAAAUAGAAAAAAUGAUUUUAAAUGUGUAUAUUAAUGAAACUUUUGACUUUUGAACAAACUUUGUCCCACUAUUCUGAAAUAAACAAUGAAAAUUUUAUGAAAGUCAAACACACAAUCAGUAUCAAGCCUACAAAAGCUGUGUAAAUCUCAAUUUAUCUUUUUUUUAUAAUUAGUACUUUCGUACAUAUUUGAAAAAUUUACCUUUAAUAUUUAUCGAGUUUUGAAAAAAUGCUAUGCUGUUGAGACACACGGGCAUCAAAGGAGAGACCUUAGUAGGCAACCAUCAUGUUGGAGGUGAGUGGUUCCCUCUUCACAUAGUCAAUGUUUGAUAAUAACCAUCAUUUCACGAGCUUAUUGCCACCAUUUGUGGUUGAGUGUGUCAGAUCUAGCUAUUUAGUGUAGAAUGUCAGCUUUUUAAUACUGAUGUCAGCUUUGUAAUACUGUUGAUGAUGAUCAUGGAGGGAAUUUGGUGCCAGCAUGUAAUUUGUUUAUUUCUAAUAGCACCUGACACCUUCCACAACCAGUAUUAAAACUGGUUACCUUAGAGUACCGUGAUAAUAACCAAUGUUAAGGUAGAAGUUUAAUGUUGAUAGGAAAUUGGUGAGGCGUAUAUUUGGUGACUGUGAAUAUAUUCUACUGUGAAAUAAAGUAAAGCUCAUAGCAAGAUACACAAGUUCUCAUAUUAGAUCAAUGUUUUAUUUUACAUGUCUAUAGCUCUGUGUGGAAGCCUUCUAUACGUUGUGCCCAGCUUUCCGUAUAUGUUGUGGGAAAGAUAUAAAGCACCGAUAACAAAAUGCACUUUCCUGCUUUAAGCUUAGCAAGUUUAUUGCAGGGCUCUCAUAAAAAAAUCUACAAACAACAUUGCAUGCCUGUGAUGUUAACUAGUGUAUAUUUCAAGACAUAAAGGAAUUAAUGACACUAGCUGCCUGUCAGCAUUGAUUUGAAUCAAUGGGAAAGGUUGAAAAUUUGUGCUGCACUGGGAUUUGAAUCCAGGUCUCCUGCUUACUAGGCAGAUUGCCUGAUCCCUGUGUCAUCCGGACGCAGUGGUCAUCGCAAUUGCAUGAACUAUCCUAGCACGCCUCCCAACAGACCCAAAUUCUCAACUUAUACACACACUUCUGAUGUGGUGCCUCUUGCCCAUUAUUCUUAUUACUCAUGGCAUUUCGCCGAUUCCCACAAAAGUCCGUUUGUCGUGUGCAUGCACUAAAUUGAUCAUUACAUGUCUGCAGAACAGACAUCACACAUACAAUUAAGGCGGCAGCCAAUGGCCACUUCAGUGUGGAUGCACACCUCACAUGGACUCUAAUGGGAAUUGGCGAAAUGGCAAGAGUAAUGAGGAUAGCGGGCAAGCAUCAGUAGUGUGUCUGGGUCUGUUGGGGGCAUGCUCGUCUGGUCCAUGCAGUUGCGAUGAUCAAUGGGUUUGAAUGGCACAGUGGUCAGUGCAUAUGCCUAGUAAGCAGGAGGCCUGGGUUCAAAUCACAGACUGGCACAAAUUUUCAACUGAUUUAAACCAAUGCCCACUGGCAGUUAACGUCAUUAAUUCCUUUCUGUUACUUGAUUCAUAGUGGCCCCAGGAUCAAAAUGGUGUCUAUUAUUUCAUACAUGUCCGAAAGGAUGGACACCACAUAUUUAGUGUAUAUUUGAGAAAACAUAUCCAAGUCUGCCACAGUGCCUCAGCAAAUAAAGACAAGUUUGGUUUAAUAAUAUCAAGAUUGUAGGACAGCAAAGAAAACUCAAGUCCACAGAAAAUACUUUUUAAGCAAUGAUUUCGUGAAUUAUUAUAUAUAUCUUUAUGGUAUACAAAAACUGACAAAUACAUCAAUUGCACAUGAAUUUCUUCUUGGUGUGCCCCAUUUUACUAAGGCACACCAACAAACAGCUGCUACUAGCAAAAUAUGAAAGAGAAUGUUAACAAAGGAAUGAUUAAGAUGGGUUUGCUCAAAUAUGCAAUGAAAUGUGUUCCUGUGAAAUUCUCCCCCCUCCUACUUGACUUGCUUUCAACUAAGUUGUUCUCCCUGCAAAUUAUUAUUCAGACUGAAUGAUUCUGGUGCCAUGACUCGGAAAAUACAUCUUAGAAUAUGAAUCACAAACACAUCAUAGAAAUGGCAUGCAGCAGAGGCAAAAUUUAAUUACUUUGUAACCAAAAGGAGUACUUACUCUAGCAAAAUUCUGAGAAUAUUUAUCACUAUCAUCAUCUUCACAACUCAACAAUGAUUGUCAAAGUAAUGUUGAGUUGUGAAAAAGGAAGCACUCUCUUAUUUUCCUCCUUUCAAAUAGCAAAUAUGAGGUUGGGUUAGGUGUUAGUGUUGUUUACUGUCCCGUCGACAACGAGGUCAUUAGAGACAGAGCGCAAGCUCGGGUUAGCUAAGGAUGGGGAAGGAAAUCAGCCGUGCCCUUUCAAAGGAACUAUCCUGGCAUUUGCCUGAAACAAUUUAGGGAAAUCACGGAAAACCUAAAUCAGGAUGGCUGGAGAUGGGAUUGAACUGUCGUCCUCCCGAAUGAGAGUCCAGUGUGCUAACCACUGCGCCAAGCAAAUAUGAGGAAAGCAAAAAUGGCAGUAUUUGUGUGUAUUACAACACUGUUGUUUAUGUACAAACUAUAAAUGCCAAGCUACUGAAUGUUAUUACUAUAAUAGUCUACAUUACUCAAAAUAACUGACACAUAAAGGUACACUAGUUAAGUGACGAGUUACUUUCUUUUCUAUACUGAUUAUGAAGGCAGUAUUGCGUGGGACACAGUAACUCUGUGGCAAUGUGGAAACAAAUCUUCAGGAAAAUUUGUAGCUGACACCCAUAAAACUUUGGGUGCUGCCAGCUUGCUCAACAGUCUGAUGCCCAUGAUUUUAUAGGCGUUCUUUCUCAGUGCACCCCUUUGCUCAUUUCUGUUACUACUAGAUAGUGCAGGCAUGCUGAGAAAGUAUGACUUGCCUCUAUUUGCCUCUCUUUUUGUGUGUCUUUACAGCAGUACAUUUCUGCUAUGCCAGCUCAUGAAAUUGCUUUUUUUUUUUUUUUAAGUGACAGGUAUUUUCCUCCUAAAAAAUCAAAACAACAACAUAGUAUGUGGCAAGCAUCUGUUGAGCUCUUGCAGAAAGCUGAGCUCUCAAACCAAGCUUCAAAGCAUAAAGAUUCUCCAGGUUAUCAACCAGAAACCAUUUCCUUAAAAAGACAGAGAGAAUGAAGGAAGGGAGAGAAACAUAAACAAUUCAUAAUGUGCUCUCAGAUAGGCAAGACAUUAACUGAAAAAGUGUGGCACAGAAACACAAGCUACUAGUGUAACGAAUGUGAAGCAGCCCUUCACAAAUUACCAUGUUUUAAAAUGUAUCACACAAAACAAAAAUUGUAUUCUAAAAGAGGUCAUUGUACAUAAAACAAACUGUAUGCUUCAUUAUUAUAUUAAUUUCUGUAAUAGAAUAAAGUUGGAUUCUGGAAAAUUAAGAAUGUGUAUUUUUAACAACAAAGUUAUCAGUAAAUUACUUUAUGAAUGUAACAAUAUUAUGAAAAGGACAGUUGCCAAACACCAUAUAAUGGAGAUGUUGAGUCACAGAUAGAUAGACACAACAAUAAAGACUGUCACAAAAUGUGCACUUUCGGCCAACAAGGCCUUUGUCAAAAAAAUACCUCCCCCCCCCCCCCCCCCCCACACACACACACACAUGAUCACGGUCUCUGGCAGCUGAAACCAGACUGUACAUAUUUAGCACGAACAAAGUACUACAAGCCACUUUAAAACAGAAUGAGCAGAUUUUCUAUACCAUUGUUAUUAUUAUAAUCGUUGCAGUGGUUUGAAAGUCACGUUUUUUGUUAUAGGUUCACUUGUUAUGGCUCAUGACCAAAAGCAUGAAUAAGAAUUUCUUCCAAAAUUUUUCGAUUGUUGUAAUGUAAACAAUGUACAAUCAUCUGUACAUUCGGCCACAAUAAGAGGAAAUGAAUGCAAUUAAAUACCCACCCUUCUUUUUACAUCUGAUUAGCCCUGCAAGAACUAAAUUCAUUCAUAAAUCUGUGCUGCUGUAUAUGAAUGUGUUUCUAGUAAAUGCUGAACUGAGGACAUGUAAAAAAAAAAAAAAUAAAAAAAAUAAA